AGUGUCUUCAGCAGCAGGGUAAUUGCUGCCGGGCCACUUGCUGAGGAAGUGCUUGGAACUGAUUUGAAAUCACAGAAAACAGUGAGCAUUCUUUGUGGUUAACGAUGUGCUUCUUUUAAGCACACCCCAGCCAACGGCGACAAAGAAAUGUUUGGAAAGCAAAUUGAAAGGCUGUAAGGGAGAGAUGAAGAGAGUGUGCAACCCUGACACAGCUCAGCUGGUGCUUUGUUAAGAGAUAUUUAUAAGUCUUCAGAUUAUGCCCCCCAAUUUCCAGGCAACGAAGAGACUUCUCCAAGUGUCGUGCUUUGUGCAUUAGUAAUAAGGACACAUGCUCCACAGUAAUGCUGGAACACAGGAUGAUGCUCUUCAGCUGUGUGCUUCUUCCUGGCGGAGCAGAUGAUUUCAUAAUUAGCCUGAGGAAACAGGCAGACCUAACAGCCAAGGAAACAAUGCACCUGAAUUGACAAACGAAGUUCAAGGCUUUAGGCAACCAAUGGCAUAUUUCUAGAGUGUUGGAAGGAGAGGCAAGAGUCUACUUCAAAGAAACUGAAUGGAUUAUUUUACAAAUGCAAAUAGAGAGUUGAAAAAAGAUGCUCAGCAAGAUUACCAUCUAGAAUAUGCCAUGGAAAAUAGCACACACACAAUAAUUGAAUUUACCAGAGAGCUGCAUACAUGUGACAUAAAUGACAAGAGUAUAACGGAUAGCACUGUGAGAGUGAUCUGGGCCUACCACCAUGAAGAUGCAGGAGAAGCUGGUCCCAAGUACCAUGACUCCAAUAGGGGCACCAAGAGUUUGCGGUUAUUGAAUCCUGAGAAAACUAGUGUGCUAUCUACAGCCUUACCAUACUUUGAUCUGGUAAAUCAGGACGUCCCCAUCCCAAACAAAGAUACAACAUAUUGGUGCCAAAUGUUUAAGAUUCCUGUGUUCCAAGAAAAGCAUCAUGUAAUAAAGGUUGAGCCAGUGAUACAGAGAGGCCAUGAGAGUCUGGUGCACCACAUCCUGCUCUAUCAGUGCAGCAACAACUUUAACGACAGCGUUCUGGAGUCCGGCCACGAGUGCUAUCACCCCAACAUGCCCGAUGCAUUCCUCACCUGUGAAACUGUGAUUUUUGCCUGGGCUAUUGGUGGAGAGGGCUUUUCUUAUCCACCUCAUGUUGGAUUAUCCCUUGGCACUCCAUUAGAUCCGCAUUAUGUGCUCCUAGAAGUCCAUUAUGAUAAUCCCACUUAUGAGGAAGGCUUAAUAGAUAAUUCUGGACUGAGGUUAUUUUACACAAUGGAUAUAAGGAAAUAUGAUGCUGGGGUGAUUGAGGCUGGCCUCUGGGUGAGCCUCUUCCAUACCAUCCCUCCAGGGAUGCCUGAGUUCCAGUCUGAGGGUCACUGCACUUUGGAGUGCCUGGAAGAGGCUCUGGAAGCCGAAAAGCCAAGUGGAAUUCAUGUGUUUGCUGUUCUUCUCCAUGCUCACCUGGCUGGCAGAGGCAUCAGGCUGCGUCAUUUUCGAAAAGGGAAGGAAAUGAAAUUACUUGCCUAUGAUGAUGAUUUUGACUUCAAUUUCCAGGAGUUUCAGUAUCUAAAGGAAGAACAAACAAUCUUACCAGGAGAUAACCUAAUUACUGAGUGUCGCUACAACACGAAAGAUAGAGCUGAGAUGACUUGGGGAGGACUAAGCACCAGGAGUGAAAUGUGUCUCUCAUACCUUCUUUAUUACCCAAGAAUUAAUCUUACUCGAUGUGCAAGUAUUCCAGACAUUAUGGAACAACUUCAGUUCAUUGGGGUUAAGGAGAUCUACAGACCAGUCACGACCUGGCCUUUCAUUAUCAAAAGUCCCAAGCAAUAUAAAAACCUUUCUUUCAUGGAUGCUAUGAAUAAGUUUAAAUGGACUAAAAAGGAAGGUCUCUCCUUCAACAAGCUGGUCCUCAGCCUGCCAGUGAAUGUGAGAUGUUCCAAGACAGACAAUGCUGAGUGGUCGAUUCAAGGAAUGACAGCAUUACCUCCAGAUAUAGAAAGACCCUAUAAAGCAGAACCUUUGGUGUGUGGCACGUCUUCUUCCUCUUCCCUGCACAGAGAUUUCUCCAUCAACUUGCUUGUUUGCCUUCUGCUACUCAGCUGCACGCUGAGCACCAAGAGCUUGUGAUCAAAAUUCUGUUGGACUUGACAAUGUUUUCUAUGAUCUGAACCUGUCAUUUGAAGUACAGGUUAAAGACUGUGUCCACUUUGGGCAUGAAGAGUGUGGAGACUUUUCUUCCCCAUUUUCCCUCCCUCCUUUUUCCUUUCCAUGUUACAUGAGAGACAUCAAUCAGGUUCUCUUCUCUUUCUUAGAAAUAUCUGAUGUUAUAUAUACAUGGUCAAUAAAAUAAAACUGGCCUGACUUAAGAUAACCAUUUUAAAAAAUUGGGCUGUCAUGUGGGAAUAAAAGAAUUCUUUCUUUCCUACUACAUUCUGUUUUAUUUAAAUACUCAUUGUUGCUAUUUCACUUUUUGACUUGACUUUUAUAUUUCUUUAAAAAAUUCCUUCCUUUUAAAAAAUAUAAAAGGGACUACUGUUCAUUCCAGUUUUCUUCUUCUUUGUUGUUCUUCUAGUGUGACUUUUCAAGUGUAACAGCCAUUCUUCCUGACUUUAAUAUUGUCCAGUUCUGGUCUUUUCUGUGAAUUACCACUGGGCCCCUUACCUCAAUGCUUUUUGUUGAUGCCCACUCUGGUUCCCUUGUUUAUCUGAGUCUGUUGGUACCCCAAAUGACCCCACACCCAUCUUAAAGUACUUUUUUUCACCUUCCCUGUUUAGUACUGGCCAGAUGAGUUUUUUCUAGAGCUCUGUCACUAUCUGAAAAGAAAGAGGCUAUGGGAAACAUAGAAAUGGUAUGUAUUAAUAACUGAUCAUAGGCUGAGGAGAAAAAAUGUAGCUGGCUGCAAACCCAGUGCUGUGAGGUGACUUAUAUGAGGUUCCAGAUCAAAGACAGGCCGUGUGAGCCAGUCCAGGAGGGUGUAAGUUCUGAAUGGUUCCUUGCUGACUUUGGGUGACACAUGUACCACAUACUGGCUCAGUUUAAGUCAUGGUUCUAUUGUAGAUUUAUUUUUAUAUUAGUUAAUAAAUGACUUUAAAUUGUCACCAAUUGAAAAUCUUGUCACUCUUUUGGUUUUCUUUAUAUAGCUCAGCCAAAUCUUGUUUUAUGUCCUGUCCUCAUCUCUUAAGCUAAAUCUGUUUGGAUCAUAUUAAUAAACUAAAUGAAAUUACA
Molecule: messenger RNA, 3229 nt
Organism: Homo sapiens (human)
Lineage: Eukaryota; Metazoa; Chordata; Mammalia; Primates; Hominidae
Gene: MOXD1
Product: monooxygenase DBH like 1
Exons: 12
Coding region: 551-2131 (526 amino acids)
Cellular component (GO): endoplasmic reticulum membrane
Molecular function (GO): oxidoreductase activity, acting on paired donors, with incorporation or reduction of molecular oxygen, reduced ascorbate as one donor, and incorporation of one atom of oxygen; dopamine beta-monooxygenase activity; catalytic activity
Source: RefSeq, a predicted model, not a curated record